GGGAAGACGGAGAAGGCAGGCCGCGCCCCCUUCGGCUCACGACGUCACUGCGCCGCCGCUCGGCGCGUGUGGGGCGCUCUUCGGUCGCGAGUACGUGCUUCGCCCGUCGCCCCUCCGCCUGGCUUCGCCACCACGGAGGGGCUCGAGCGGCCUGGCGGCCCGGAGACCCAGGGCGCGUCGUGAGAGCUCAGAAGCACGGUCAGGGAGAGGCCCGUGCGCAGCCCUGGGCGGACGCACCGCUGUUUGCGUUUCCUCAGAGCGCGGCGUAGGAGUCCUUUCAUCAUGAGAAAUCUAAAGUUAUUUCGGAGCUUGGAGUUCAGGGAUAUUCAGGCUCCAGGGAAACCUCAGUGCUUCUCUCUCCGAACUGAACAGGACACAGUGCUCAUUGGCUCAGAACAUGGACUGAUAGAAGUAGACCCUGUCAUAAGAGAGGUGAAAAAUGAAAUUCCUCUGGUGGCAGAAGGCUUUCUCCCAGAGGAUGGAAGUGGCUGCAUUGUUGGUAUUCAGGAGUUGCUGGAUCACGAGUCUGUGUGUGUGGCCACAGCUUCUGGAGAUGUCCUACUUUGCAAUCUCAACACACACCAGCUGGAAUGUGUCGGGAGUGUAGCCAGUGGUAUCUCUGUCAUGAGUUGGAGUCCUGACCAAGAGCUGGUGCUUCUUGCCACAGGUCAACAGACCCUAAUUAUGAUGACAAAAGAGUUUGAACCAAUCAUGGAACAGCAAAUCCACCAGGAUGAUUUUGGUGAAAGCAAGUUCAUCACUGUUGGCUGGGGCAGGAAGGAGACACAGUUCCAUGGAUCAGAAGGCAGGCAAGCCGCCUUUCAGAUGCAAAUGCACGAGUCUGCUUUGCCCUGGGAUGACCAUAGACCACAAGUUACCUGGCGUGGUGAUGGACAGUUUUUUGCUGUGAGUGUUGUUUGCCCAGAGACAGGGGCUCGAAAGGUCAGAGUGUGGAGCCGGGAGUUUGCUUUACAGUCAACCAGUGAGCCUGUGGCAGGACUGGGACCUGCUCUGGCUUGGAAGCCCUCAGGCAGUUUGAUUGCAUCUACGCAAGAUAAACCCAAUCAGCAGGAUGUUGUGUUUUUUGAGAAAAAUGGACUUCUCCAUGGACAUUUUACACUUCCUUUCUUUAAAGAUGAGGUUAAGGUUAAUGACCUUCUCUGGAAUGCAGAUUCCACUGUGCUUGCAGUUUGGCUGGAAGACCUUCAGAGGGAAGAAAAUUCCACUCUAAAAACCUAUGUUCAGCUCUGGACUGUUGGAAACUAUCACUGGUAUCUCAAGCAAAGCCUGCCCUUCAGCACCUGUGGGAAGAGCAAGAUUGUGUCUCUGAUGUGGGACCCGGUGACCCCAUACCGGCUGCAUGUUCUCUGUCAAGGCUGGCAUUACCUCUGCUAUGACUGGCACUGGACGACUGACCGGAGCUCAGGAGAGAAUUUAAGUGACAUGGCAAAUGUGGCUGUUGUUGAUGGAAACAGGGUAUUGGUGACAGUCUUCCGGCAGAGUGUGGUUCCGCCUCCCAUGUGCACCUACCGACUGCUGCUCCCACACCCUGUAAAUCAAGUCAUGUUCUCGGCACACCCUAAAAAGAGCAAUGACCUCGCUGUCCUAGAUGCCAGUAACCAGAUUUCUGUUUAUAAAUGUGGUGAUAGUCCAAGCAUAGACUCUACAGUGAAACUGGGAGCUGUGGGUGGAAAUGGAUUUAAAAUUUCUCUUAGAACACCUCAUCUGGACAAGAACUACAAAAUUCAGUUUGAGAACAGUGAAGAUGAAGUAAACCCACUGAAGCUUGGCCUUCUCACCUGGGUUCAGGAAGACGUUUUCCUGGCUGUGAGCCACAGUCAGUCCAGCCCACAGUCUGUCAUUCACCAUCUGACUGUGGCCCCUUCUGCGAUGGAUGAUGAGCAGGGACAGCUCAACAUUAGUUCAUCUGUGACAGUGGAUGGGGUCAUAAUCAGUCUGUGUUGCAACUCCAAGACCAAGUCAGUAGCACUGCAGGUGGCUGGUGGUCAGAUACUUAAGUACCUUUGGGAAUCACCCUCUCUGGCUGUUGAACCAUGGAAGAACCCUGGUGGAUUUCCUGUUCGAUUUCCUUAUCCGUGCACACAGACCGAACUGGCCAUGGUUGGAGGAGAGGAAUAUGUCCUCGGUCUGACUGAUAGAUGUCGCUUUUUCAUCAAUGACACUGAGGUUGCUUCAAAUAUCACAUCAUUUGCAGUAUAUGAUGAGUUUUUAUUGUUGACGACUUAUUCCCAUACUUGCCAGUGUUUUUGCCUGAGAGAUGCAUCAUUGAAAACAUUACAGGCAGGUCUGAGCAGCAGCCAUGUGUCUAAUGGGGAAUCUCUGCGGAAGGUGGAGAGGGGUUCACGCAUUGUCACUGUUGUGCCCCAGGACACAAAGCUUAUAUUACAGAUGCCAAGGGGAAACUUAGAAGUUGUUCAUCAUCGAGCCCUGGUUUUAGCUCAGAUUCGGAAGUGGUUGGACAAACUAAUGUUUAAAGAAGCAUUUGAAUGCAUGAGAAAACUGAGAAUUAAUCUCAAUCUGAUUCAUGAUCAUAACCCUAAGGUGUUUCUUGAAAAUGUGGAAACCUUCAUAAGACAGAUAGAUUCUGUAAAUCAUAUUAAUCUGUUUUUCACAGAAUUGAAGGAAGAAGAUGUUACAAAAACCAUGUACCCUCCACCAGUUACCAGCACUGUCCAGCUGUCCAGCGAUCCUGAUGGGAAAAAAGUAGACCUUAUCUGCGACGCUAUGAGAGCAGCCAUGGAGAACAUAAAUCCUCACAAGUACUGCCUAUCGAUACUCACCUCUCACGUGAAAAAAACAACCCCAGAACUGGAAAUUGUGCUGCAGAAGGUACACGAGCUUCAAGGAAGUGCUGCACCUGUUCCUGAUGCUGUGAGUGCUGAAGAGGCCCUGAAGUAUUUGCUGCUUCUUGUAGAUGUUAAUGAAUUAUAUGAUCAUUCUCUUGGGACCUAUAACUUUGAUUUGGUCCUCAUGGUAGCUGAGAAGUCACAGAAGGAUCCCAAAGAAUACCUUCCAUUUCUAAAUACACUUAAGAAAAUGGAAACGAAUUAUCAGCGGUUCACUAUAGACAAAUAUUUGAAACGGUAUGAAAAAGCCAUUGGCCACCUCAGCAAAUGUGGACCGGAGUACUUCCCAGAAUGCUUAAACUUAAUAAAAGAUAAAAACUUGUAUAACGAAGCUCUGAAGUUAUAUCCACCAAACUCGCAGCAGUACAAGGACAUCAGCAUUGCUUACGGGGAACACCUGCUGCAGGAGCACCUCUGUGAGCCAGCAGGGCUCGUGUUUGCCCGCGCUGGUGCCCACGAGAAAGCUCUCAGCGCCUUUCUGGCUUGUGGCAGUUGGCAGCAAGCUCUCUGUGUGGCAGCCCAGCUUCACUUGACCAAAGACCAGCUGGCUGGCCUGGGCAGAACUCUGGCAGGAAAGCUAGCUGAGCAGAGGAAGCACAGCGACGCAGCCACAGUUUUGGAACAGUACGCCCAGGAUUAUGAAGAAGCUGUGCUCUUGCUGUUAGAAGGAGCUGCCUGGGAAGAAGCUCUGAGACUGGUACAUAAAUAUAACAGACCAGAUAUUAUAGAAACCAACGUAAAGCCUUCCAUUUUAGAAGCCCAGAAAAAUUAUAUGGCGUUUCUGGACUCUCAGACAGCCACCUUCAGUCGCCAUAAAGCACGUCUAUUGGUGGUGCGGGAGCUCAAAGAGCAAGCACAGCAGGUGCAUCUGGAUGAUGAGGCACCCCACGGUCAAGAGUCAGAUCUCUUCUCUGAAACUAGCAGUGUCGUGAGUGGCAGUGACAUGAGUGGCAAAUAUUCCCACAGUAACUCCAGAAUAUCAGCGAGAUCAUCUAAGAAUCGGCGCAAAGCGGAACGGAAGAAGCACAGCCUCAAGGAAGGGAGUCCACUGGAGGAUCUGGCCCUUUUGGAGGCAUUGAGUGAUGUGGUGCAGGGCACUGAAAAAUUGAAAGAUGAAAUAUACCAUAUUUUAAAGAUACUCUUUCUCUUUGAGUUUGACGAGCAAGGAAGGGAAUUACAGAAGGCCUUUGAAAAUACUCUGCAGCUAAUGGAAAGGUCACUUCCAGAAAUUUGGACUCUCACCUCCCAGCAGAGUUCAGCUACACCUGUUCUAGGUCCCAAUUCUACUGCAAAUAGUAUCAUGGCCUCUUAUCAACAAGAAAAGACUUCAGUUCCUGUUCUUGAUGCUGAGCUUUUUAUACCACCAAAGAUCAACAGAAGAACCCAGUGGAAACUGAGCCUUCUAGAGUGACUCUGACCCCAGUUAGGAGGGCUCUGGCAGAGAAGGCUGUUUUCCUUCCCCUCCUCACUCCUCGAGGCCUGGCUGCUGGGAACUGGGGAGAGUAAGACCAUCUACCUUAGCAUUACGGAGAGCUGCUCUUUGCAGCUGACCUCAGCAGACACCAGUUCUAUUUUAUUUUGCAUAUAAUCUUAAUCGUUAGCAAGGCUUAAAGCUUUAACCCAUAUAGCAUCAUUUCGUAAAAAUUACUGUUCUUCUGCUUAGUGCUGAUUGAGAGCAUAUUUCUGGUAUUUAUGGUAAUCAGGACAUUGAGUUUCAUUCCCAGCUACAGGUCUGAAUCAUAUUGGGACCGUAAGUAGACAAAUCACAGAAUUGACUUGUGCCUCAGUUAAUUGGGAAUGUUUUGUGGCUGCUACCUCAGAAGUGUGAAGAGAAGUUAAAUAAUGUUUUUAAAUUGUUUUAUGUUCCUUGAGGAAAGCCUUAUGUAUAAACAACUAAUGGCUAUUAGUGCUCCCAACGAUAGGUCGAAUUUAAUCAUUUAAAUGACUUCACCUUGAACUAAAGCAGAAUGAAAAGUGAAAUCUAUCCUUUGAUAUUCUAAGCUUUCCUAUGCUGACAGCGGUUAUUUUCUAAUAUCUUGCCAGGUCAUGUGCUUCCAGUUAUAACUGGUUUGAGCCUCCUAUCACUACAGUGUCCAUAUGGACUAUUUUUAUUGCCUGUGAAUGUUCUGCUAGAGUUAGCAGUGUUAGAGCUGGAACAGAUUAGAAUUUCUGAAACAGUAUUGCGUACAUUUGGGAUGGUGAGCAGUGUGCAUCACAGGCAUGAACAGUAGUAAGUUACUCCUUUUUCUCCAAAUGUUGCUUCUUUUAACAUAAUGUUUUUGUCAGUAUUUAGGUCAUUUCAUUUAUUUUUCUUUAUGGUGCUUAACUGACCUCUGUCUUUUAGUUAUUUUCUUUGGAAGAAAUGAGAAUGUUAUCUCUUUUUAGUGAGUCUAGAAAAAAGCUCAGUUCGUUUUGACAGUAGUUUGUGGCUGACUCUUGGGUAAGGUUAACAAUCUCUUUCAUGCUUUUAAUACCAGAACCAGACCUUUAUUACUGUACGUAAACUAACAGGACAUCAGAGUAUAGGUAUACCCAGAAUUGUGUAACUAAAGAAGACUUUGCCUAGUAUAGCAAAAUGUAAACUUUAGAAUCUAGGUGUGUUCACUGUAUAAUUCAUCUUUUCUGUGUGUCUGAAAAUUUUCACAAAAUAAUAGAAAAAGUAGAAGAAGAAUAUCUAUAAUUAAGUGCCCAACGUUGAAAGGCUGCAAGUGUUUUGUGACUACUCUUUGGUGUGGAUUAAUGAACAUGGUAACUUACAUGUCAUUUUAAUAUAUUAUAGUGCUCUUGCUAUGGAUAAUAGUAAAGGGACCCAUGCUGAUGGGUGGGAAAUAGAAGUAAAUGUGUCUGUUGAUAAUGGUGUGACUUUGCAUGGAUGUUCACUUUCCUUGAAAUAAUAUAUUGAAGCAGCAAAAAAGAAUUUGUGUGAAUACAAAUUACUAUCAGUUACUCUCUCUCUGAGCAAGAUGGAAUUUUAUUCAUUUGGAGUAGAAGCAAGUGAGAGCAGACCUUCCAAAUUGAAGGCUAAGUCAAGGGUGAAUUCAUGGGGAAAAGUGCUGUGUAUGGGCAAAGGAGAAACUCCUUGGAGUUGUGAAUGCUUAAUUUGUGGGAAAGAUUUUGUCAAGUUCUAGAGAAGGGUAUAUAAUUCUUCCCCCAAAUUUGGCCUCUUCCCAAAGCAAAUUCAUGCAAGAAGCUAAAAGCCUCAGUUAUUUAGUUUGUUCCAUGGAAUCAGCUUUGUUCAGAUGCUUCAGACAUCAAGAGGAAACUUGCAGAGGACUUUCUCCGAUAAAUGCACAUUUUAAAUUUAGACUUCGUUAAAAAACAGAGGCAGGAGCUAAUGUUUUUAUUAUGUCUUUAUGAGUAUAGCUUGGUGUAAUUUCUUAGCAUUGCCACGUAUUUUAAAGUAACUUUAUUUUCCAUAUGUAUCUACAUAUAUACACACAUGCACACAUCUGAGGGAUUUUUCAUAGUCAUAAUUGAAGAGGAUUUCUUAAAAAUAAGCUUUAAGGCAUUUUGAGUUUAUUUUUGUGCAUGGUGUAAAGGUAUGUUCUCACUUCAUUGAUUUACAUGCAGCUGUCCAACUUUCCCAGUAUCACUUGCUUAAGAGACUGUCUUUUUCCCAUUUUAUAUUCUUGCCUCCUUUAAGGUUUAAUUGACCAUAGGUGUGUGGGUUUCUGAGUUCUCUGUUUUGUUCCAUUGAUCCAUGUGUCUGUUUUUGUGCCUAUAUCACACUGUUUUGAUUACUGUAGCUUGGUAGUAUUGUCUGAAGUCUGGAAGGUUUAUGCCUCCUGCUUUGUUCUUUUCCUCAGGAUUACUUUGGCAAUCCUUUAAUAAUAUUAAUUUUUCCAUUUCAAGAGCAUGGCAUAUCUUUCCAUUUCUUUGAAUCAUCUUUAAUUUCCUUUAUUAAUGUUUUAUACAUAAGUCUUUAAUCUCCUUGGUCAGGUUUACUUCUAAGUAUUUUUAUUUUGGGGCUGUGAUGUUAAAAGGUAUUUUUUUUUUACAUUCCCGUUCUGGUAUUUCAUUGUUAGUGUAAAGAAAUGCAACCAGUUUCUGUAUGUUAAUCUUGUAUCCUGGUACUUACUGAUCAGUUCUAGUAGUUUUUGUGUGGAGUGCUUAGGAUUUUCUAUAUACAGGGUCAUGUCAUCUGCAGAUAAUGAAAAUUUUACCUCUUCCCUCCCAAUUUGGAUACAUUUUAUUUCUUUUUCUUGUCUGACUGCUGUGGUUAGGGCUUCCAGUUCUAUGUUCAGUAGAAGUGGUGAAAGUGAACAUCCUUGUCUUGUUCCAGAUUUUAGCAGGAGGGCUUUCAGCUUUUCACCAUUGAGUAUUAUAUUGGCUGUGGGUUUGUCAUAAAUAGGUUUUAUUAUGUUGAGAUAUGUUGCCUCUCUACCCACUUUGGAAAGUUUUUAUCAUGAAUGGACACUGAAUUUUGGCAAAAGCUUUUUCUGCAUGUAUUGAGAUGAUCAUGUGGUUUUUGUCUUGUCUUUUGAUGUGGUGUAUCACAUUGAUUUGCAUAUGUUGAACCAUCCUUGUGAAGUUGGGAUGAAUCCCACUUGGUGUAUGAUUUUUUAUUUAUGGUUGUGUUGGGUCUUUGUUGAUGCUCAUGGGCUUUCUCUAGUUGCGGAGAGUGGGGGCUACUCCUCAUUGCAGUGUGCGGGCUCUCACUGCAGUGGCUUCUCUUGUUGUGGAGCAUGGGCUCUAGGCGCGCAGGCUUCAGUAGUUGUGGCGCACAGGCUUAGCUGCUCCAUGGCACGUGGGAUAUUCCCGGACCAGGGAUUGAACCCGUGUACCCUGCAUUAGCAGGCGGAUUCUUAACCACUGCACCACCAGGGAAGUCCCAUGUAUGAUCUUCUUCAUGUGUUGUUGGAUUCAAUUUGCUAAUAUUUUGUUGAGAAUUUCUGCAUUUGUAUUCAUCAAAGAUACUGGCUUGUAAUUUUCUUUUUAGGUGAUACCUUUGUCCAGUUUUGAUAUCAGGGUGAUGGUGGCUUCAUAGAAUGUCUUUGGUAGUGUUUGUUCCUCCUCUUCAGUGUUUUCAAAGAGUUUGAGAAGGAUUGGUAUAGGUUCUUCUUUGUAUGUUUGGUACAAUUCACCUGUGAAGCCAUCCAGUCCUGGACUUUGUAGGGAGUUUUUUCAAAUUGUCUAUUUCUUCUUGAUUCAAUUUUGGUGGGCUCUGUCUUUCUAGAAACUUGUCUAUUACAUCUAGGUUUUCAAAUCUGUUGGUAUAUAAUUGUUCAUAGUAUUCCCUUAUAGUUUUUUGUAUUUCUGUAUAACUGGUUGAUUUUUCAUUUCUUAUUUUGCUUAUUUAGGUUCUCUUGUCUUUUUGUGCCUGGAGAGUUUUGUCAAUUUUGUCUGCCCUUUCAAAGAACCAGCUCUUGCUUUUAUUGGUUUUUGUCCUUUUUUUAAUCUCUAUUCCUCUCUGAUCUUUAGUCUUUCCUUUUUUCUGCUGGCUUUGUUUUGUUUGUAAUUCUUUUUAGUGGUUGGUUAGGUUGAGAUUUUUCUUGUUUUGUAAGGAAGGGCUGUAUUGUGAUGAACUUCCCCCUAGAACUGGUUUUGCUGCAUCCCCUAGAUUUUGUAUGGUUGUAUUUUCACUGUCAUUUGUUACAAGGUAAUUUUUCAUUUCCUCAUUGACACAUUGUUUUUUUAGUAGCAUGGUGUUUAGUCUCCAUGUUAUCGUUUUUCGCAUUUCUUUUUCUGUGAUUUCAAGUUUCAUGGCACUGUGGUCUGAGAAGAUGCUACAAAUAAUUCCUACACUCUUAAAUUUGUUGAGGUUUGUUUUGUGCCCUGGUAUGUGGUCAGUCCUAGAGGAUGUUCCAUGUGCACUUGGAAAUAAUGUGAAUUCUGGUUUUUUGGAUGUAAUGUCCUGGAAACAUCAAUUAACUCUAACUGUUCUAUUGUAUCAUUAUAUGUUCUAUUGUAUCUCUAGAAGAGAUCAUAGGCAAAACAUUCUCUGAUAUAAAUCGUACCAAUGUUUUCUAAGGUCAGUCUUCCAAGGCAAUGGAAAUAAAAAUAAAUGGGACCGUGUCAAA
Messenger RNA from Orcinus orca (killer whale), 8887 nucleotides. RefSeq names its product elongator acetyltransferase complex subunit 1 (gene ELP1). Gene Ontology annotation, biological process: tRNA wobble base 5-methoxycarbonylmethyl-2-thiouridinylation. Gene Ontology annotation, cellular component: cytosol; elongator holoenzyme complex. The transcript is spliced from 37 exons. Bases 283 to 4278 code for a protein of 1331 amino acids. Lineage: Eukaryota; Metazoa; Chordata; Mammalia; Artiodactyla; Delphinidae. Gene Ontology annotation, molecular function: protein binding; tRNA binding. The record is from RefSeq and is a predicted model, not a curated record.